Messenger RNA from Apis mellifera (honey bee), 14913 nucleotides. RefSeq lists its product as uncharacterized. The record is from RefSeq and is a predicted model, not a curated record. The coding region runs from base 595 to 14571 and encodes 4658 amino acids. The transcript is spliced from 4 exons. NCBI's taxonomy places the organism in Eukaryota, Metazoa, Arthropoda, Insecta, Hymenoptera, Apidae.
AAUUCGAAAGCUUUUUGACGAUUGAUCUGUGCGACAAACUUUUAACAUUGCUCAACUGAACAAAGGAUAAGUUAACCGCAAACGUUGGAUGUAAUAUGAAUCUUUCUACAACAAAAAUUAUAUUUUCUUGGUGGAUACAAGGAAGGGGAUACGCUUCAAGAUACACUUCGUUAGAUCGUUCCAUAAUUCAUCCUUAAUUUCCUUCGUUCAAAGAAUAACGAAGAGGAAUAACAGAAACAGGAGGAGGGAGACGUUACAAAACUUGGCGGCACGAUACAAAAAAAAGACGAGAAACGCCGGAUCUUCAAGCAAUCAGGGAAUCAAGGUACACAAAAUCGACGAGGAAGAAGAAGAGAAGUAGUAGUAGUUACAUCGAAAUGGAACAAACAAUAACUUCUAGAAAAAUUUAUUUCGAAUAAUAAUCGGAGGAGCGCGGGUAAACGAUGCACCACAUCGUUUCUGGAACAACAUUCCCCUGUAUACGACCGUGUUCCAGACUGUUUGUACAAUUGUACAACCUGGCUGGUGUAUAUAAUCGACGUAUCGCCACGAGGAACGGGUAAUAGUAUUCGAGGUUCUCGAGGAAGAGGCGAGAUGAGGACGCUCGUGAUCCUUUUAUCCUCGUUCCUUUUCCAUUGGGAGGCCGUCUCGCGCGGGAUUCCGAGCGAAACCCCCCGGCAGGGAGGAGAGGGGGAGGAGAGGUUGGGUAUAGCCGGGGAGGAAAGGAUCUUGGACGAGGUUGGGGGAGGGGGGACUUCUUUGGUGGACGACGGACGACAGAAAUCACGCCCGACCAGGGAUGGAUUAACCCGGCGGGAAAUAGGAUCAGUGGAGGAGGCUUGGAGCGGAACUGAUUGGGGUGGGUCGCAUCUUCCUCGCUUCGCGGAGGAUAGACAGGAAUUGGAUAGAAAAGAGAGAAAUCUGUCGCCUCUAAUCUCUUUACUGGAAUCAAAUCUGAAAGAAACGGAGUUAAAAAAACAUCGAGAUCGGAGGUCAUUGAUCUCGGAUACUCACGGCGAUGAGGAGAUUCGAAAGAUUCUCAUGAACGCGAGGGAAAAAUUGAGCGACUUGAAAUCGAGGAACACGAUCGACGACGAUUGGAUCUUUUUCGUGUUGCCGUCCAGAUCGGGAACGCUGACGGAAUCGUUAUUCAGGCCGGCAGGCAAUGGUUUCAAAAUUGGGGCGCAAAGUUGGCGACAGAAUGAGAAAUGGUUGGACGACAAGGAGUUUUUAAACGCGAAUAAAUUCGAUUACAACGAGCGGAAUCUUAAAAAAUACGAAGAAUCGCCGCUCUCGGAUUGGAAUAUCGACGGGAGAAAUAAAUAUUCCGGCGAGCCGGCGGAAAUUUCUUGGACCGGUGAGGGGAGAUCCGACGAGAAGAAUGGCGGAACAAAUUUUGCAUUGACAAAAGGGGGGAGGAAUCGGUCGAACAAGCAACGGUUGAUCAAAAAUGAUGCGCACAGGAAUGGAGAUGAGGAUUAUCGUGGCAUAAAAGUCAACGUUGAUGUAAAAAAUGGGGAAACAUAUGGCGAUAUUUCAAUCGAUAAUACAAUGGGCAACGUGGUGGGGAGUGAUAAACUGUCGGCUGCAGAAAUAUCUGUGAAAAUACCCGAAGCGCGAUACAAUAAAGCGAUCCGAAAUAAGCGACCUUCGAGCGAUAAUAAAUCGCGUUUCGUUUCGGAUCCGUUUGUUUUUCUGACGGAAUUCGAAGGUGGAACAAGACGCGAGGAGAAGAAUAAAGGAUCGACGCCCCGCGAGUCAAACGUGAUAAAGGUGCAUCAAAGUCCGCCUGGCGGGAAGUUAAUCGAGAAGAAAGUGGAGGAAAAGCCUUAUCGGGACUCGAAGUAUAGUUUCCCGAUUAUUGUUGGGAAACAUCUGGAUGCCAAAUUCUCCAACGAUGAAUCACGUACGAAUAAAAAUGGCGGGGAACGCGCGAGAAUGGACGACGAGUUGUCAUGGAUCGAGAAGGAAGAAGCGAAGUUGAAGCAGGGGGAGAAAAAUUCUGGGGAAUUACAAGUGUUGCAAUUGUUGAAGGAAUUGUCGAAUAUAAGGGAACAGAUAGAGAGGAAUCAGAAUCUGUACGGGGGAAAUGAAAGGAAUCACGGUUCGAGUCCCUCGCGUGUCGAGAGAAUAGACGCGAGGAAUGGUAUCCGGGUGGAAUAUGAUAAACAGAAGAGCGCAGCUGAAACAUCAAUUCCUCUAGACGUGAACAAACGUGGCGGUGUGAAACAUGGGGAGCGUGUCGAAGAGAAAUCGACGUCCAAAAUCGACGAAAACGUAGAUGGUGAGCGGAAAAAAGAGAAGAAAGGUGUGCAUCGUGAUGAGUUGCAAAAAGAAACGGUGAAAAAACGUGACGAUUAUGAUUCUGAUGAAAAUGUCAAAUGGACAUCUUUGAAGGGAAAACAAAAAGUCAUAGAUGAUGUAAAUAAGGAUAAAGAUAAAUUAGAAAAGAAGACGUUUGAAAAAGGAAAUUCAGAAGUAAGGAAAUCGCAGCAGAUUGGUAUAAAUAAUAAGACAAAUUUGAGCAAAAUUAAAUUUAAUGUGGAAAAUUUAGAGGAAAAAGAUAAUCACGAAAGAAAGAAACAGGAUUCUAAAAUAGAAAAUGAAAAUUUUCAAGAAAAAUUGAAAGAGAAGUUUGAUACAGAAAAUUUGAAAAAAAUAAUUUUUGGAGUGAAAAUUCCAAAAAUUAAGGGAAUUGAAGAUUCUAAUAUCAAUAGUGAGGAUUUUAGAUUAGAGAAUUUGAAUUGGAUAGAAUAUAAAGGAGAAAAUUUGGAUACAGAGGAUAACGAAGGAAAUUUGAGAAAAGAAAAUGAAAUUAGAAAGAAUAUUGAUAACAAUAUAAAUGGACAAAAAUAUGGAUCAAAUAAUUUAAAGGAAGGAAAGAGAAAGAAAUUUAAGAUACAGGAACAGAGAGGACAAAAUAUUCUAGUCGAUACUAAAAAGGAAUACAAAUCAGAUGAUAUAAAAGAUGAAAAGAUUAGUGCAAAGAAAGAGGAGAGAGAGAAAUAUGAUAAUACAAAAGUUAAAGAAACAGGAAUUGGAAUUAAAACUCCACAGGAUGAGAAACUUAAUACAGAACCUUUGAAAAACAAAGGACUUGAAAUCAAUAUUCCAAAAAUUGAAGUGAAUGAUGUUAAGAAAGAUGAUAACACACUUCUAUUAGACAAACCAAAAUGGGCAGAUAUUAACGCGGACAAUUUGGAAACCAAAAAGAUUGAAGAUACUGUAGAAAAAGAUAAAUGGAAUGGAAUUGAUAAAUUAAAAAACAAUAUUGAAGUUCACAAUGGAAAGAAGUACGAAUUAGAUGAUAUCAAAGAUGAAAAGAUUAGUGCAAAGGAAGACGAGAAAUAUGAUGACUCAAGAGUGAAGGAAACAAGUACUGCAAUUAAAACUCCACAAGGUGAGGAACUUAAAACAGAAAAUUUGAAAAACAAAGGACUUGAAAUCAAUACUCCAAAAAUUGAAGUGAAUGAUGUUAAGAAAGAUGAUAACAAACUUCUAAUUGAUAAACCAAGAUGGACAGAUAUUAACGCGGACAAUUUGAAAACCACAAAGAUUGAAGAUACUACAGUAAAAGAUAAUUGGAAAGGAAUUGAUGAUUUGAAGAAUGUUGAAAUCGACAAUGGAAAGAAAUAUAAAUUAAAUGAUAUAAAAAAAGAAAAACUUAAUGCAAAAAAAGAAGAUAAAGAGAAAUAUGAUAACACAAAAGUUAAAGAUAUAGGAAUUGAAAAUAAAAUUCCACAAGAUGAGAAAUUUAAAACAGAAACUUUGAAAAACAAAGGACUUGAAAUCAAUAUUCCAAAAACUGAAGUGAAAGAUGUUAAGAAAGAUGAUAACAAACUUCUAAUAGAUAAACCACAAUGGACAGAUAUUAACGCUGAUAAUUUGAAAACAGCCAAGAUUGAAGAUACUGUAGAAAAAGAUAAGUGGAAGGGAAUUGAUGAAUUAAAAAAGAAUGUUGAAGUCGACAAUGGAAAGAAGUACGAAUUAGAUAAUACAAAAGCUGAAAAGAUUAGUGCAAAAGAAGAAGAGAAAUAUGAUAACUCCAAAGUGAAAGAAACAAGUACUGCAAUUAAAACUCCACAAGAUGAGGAACUUAAAACAGAAACAUUGAAAAACAAAGGACUUGAAAUCAAUACUCCAAAAAUUGAAGUGAAAGAUAAUAAUAAAUUUCUAUUAGAAAAACCAAAAUGGGCAGAUAUUAGCCUAGACAAUUUAAAAACCACAAAGAUUGAAGAUUCUAUAGAAAAAGAUCAAUGGAAGGAAAUUGAUGAAUUAAAAAAAAAUACUAUAGUCGAUAAUGGAAAAAAAUUCGAAUUAGAUAAUACAAAAAAUAAAAAGAUUAGUGCAAAGGAAGACGAGAAAUAUGAUAACUCAAAAGUGAAAGAAACAAGUACAGAAAUUAAAAAUCCACAGGAUGAGAAACUUAAUAUAGAGAAUUUGAAAAACAAAGGACUUGAAAUCAAUAUUCCAAAAAUUGAAGUGGAAGAUGUUAAGAAAGAUGAUAAUAAACUUCUAAUAGAUAAACCACAAUGGACAGAUAUUAACGCUGACAAUUUGAAAACCGCCAAGAUUGAAGAUACUGUAGAAAAAGAUAAAUGGAAGGGAAUUGAUGAAUUAAAAAAGAAUGUUGAAGUGGACAAUGCGAAAGAGUUAGGUGUUACAGAAGAUGAAAAAAUUAAUAAAGAGGAAGAAAAGAAAUAUGAUAACUCAAAAGUGAAAGAAACGAGUAUUGAAAUUAAAACUCCACAAGAUGAGAAACUUAAAACAGAAACAUUGAAAAACAAAGGACUUGAAAUCAAUACUCCAAAAAUUGAAGUGAAUGAUGUUAAGAAAGAUGAUAACACACUUCUAUUAGACAAACCAAAAUGGGCAGAUAUUAACGCGGACAAUUUGAAAACUGCCAAGAUUGAAGAUACUGUAGAAAAAGAUAAAUGGAAGGGAAUCGACGAAUUAAAAAAGAAUGUUGAAGUGGACAAUGCGAAAGAAUCAGGUGUUACAGAAGAUGAAAAAAUUAAUAAAGAGGAAGAAGAGAAAUAUGAUAACUCAAAAGUGAAAGAAACGAGUAUUGAAAUUAAAACUCCACAAGAUGAGAAACUUAAAACAGAAACAUUGAAAAACAAAGGACUUGAAAUCAAUACUCCAAAAAUUGAAGUGAAUGAUGUUAAGGAAGAUGAUAACAAACUUCUAAUAGAUAAACCACAAUGGACAGAUAUUAAUGCUGACAAUUUGCAAACCACAAAAAUUGGAGAUACUAUAAAAAAAGAUAAGUGGAAGGGAAUUGAUGAAUUAAAAAAGAAUGUUGAAGUCGACAAUGGAAAGAAGUACGAAUUAGAUGAUAGAAAAGAAGAAAAGAUUAAUGCAAAGGUAGAAGAAAAAUAUGAUAACUUAAGAGUGAAAGAAACAGGUACGGCAAUUAAAACUCCACAAGAUGAGGAACUUAAAACAGAAACAUUGGAAAACAAAGGACUUGAAAUCGAUAUUCCAAAAAUUGAAGUGAAAGAUGUUAAGAAAGAUGACAGCAAACUUCUAGUAGAUAAAGCAAAAUGGACAAAUAUUAACGCCGGCAAUUUGAAAACCGCCAAGAUUGAAGAUAUAGAAAAAGAUAUAGAAAAAGAUAAGUGGAAGGGAAUUGAUGAAUUAGAAAAGAAUACUGUAGACGAAAAUGAAAAGAAGUACGAAUUAGAUGAUACUAGAGAUGAAAAGAUUAAUGCAAAGGAAGAACAGAAAUAUGAUGACUCAAGAGUAAAAGAAACAAGUACUGCAAUUAAAACUCCACAAGAUGAGGAACAUAAAACAGAAACAUUGGAAAACAAAAGACUUGAAAUCAAUAUUCCAAAAACUGAAGUGAAAGAUGUUAAGAAAGAGGAUAGCAAACUUCUAGUAGAUAAACCGAAAUGGACAGAUAUUAACGCUGAUAAUUUGAAAACCGCCAAAAUUGAAGAUUCUGUAGAAAAAGAUAAAUGGAAGGGAAUUGAUGAUUUGAAAAAGAAUGUUGAAGUCGACAAUGGAAAGAAGUACGAAUUAGAUGAUACAAAAGAUAAAAAGAUUAAUGCAAAGGAAGAAGAGAAAUAUGAUGACUCAAGACUGAAAGAAACAAGUACUGCAAUUAAAAUUCCACAAGAUGAGGAACUUAAAACAGAAACAUUGGAAAACAAAGGACUUGAAAUCAAUAUUCCAAAAACUGAAGUGAAAGAUAUUAAGAAGGAUGAUAACAAACUUCUAGUAGAUAAACCAAAAUGGACAGAUAUUAACGCGGACAAUUUGAAAACCGCCAAGAUUGAAGAUACUGUAGAAAAAGAUGGAAGAAAAUGGAAGAGAAUUGAUAAAUUAAAAGAGAAUGUUGAAGUCGACAAUGGAAAGAAGUACGAAUUAGAUGAUACCAAAGAUGAAAAGAUUAGUGCAAAGGAAGAUGAGAAAUAUGAUAACUCAAUAGUGAAAGAAACAAGUACAGGAAUUAAAACUCCACAGGAUGAGAAACUUAAUAUAGAAAAUUUGAAAGACAAAGGACUCGAAAUCAAUAUUCCAAAAACUGAAGUGGAAGAUGUUAAGAAAGAUGAUAAUAAACUUCUAAUAGAUAAACCACAAUGGACAGAUAUUAACGCUGAUAAUUUGAAAACCGCCAAGAUUGAAGAUACUAUAGAAAAAGAUAAGUGGAAGGGAAUUGAUGAAUUAAAAAAGAAUGUUGAAGUCGACAAUGGAAAGAAGUACGAAUUAGAUGAUAGAAAAGAAGAAAAGAUUAAUGCAAAGGAAGAAGAGAAAUAUGAUGACUCAAGAAUGAAAGAAACAAAUACUGCAAUUAAAACUCCACAAGAUGAGGAACUUAAAACAGAAACAUUGGAAAACAAAGGACUUGAAAUCAAUAUUCCAAAAACUGAAGUGACAGAUGUUAAGAAAGAUAAUAGCAAAGGACUCGAAAUCAAUAUUCCAAAAACUGAAGUGGAAGAUGUUAAGAAAGAUGAUAAUAAACUUCUAGUAGAUAAACCGAAAUGGACAAAUAUUAACGCCGACAAUUUGAAAACCGCUAAGAUUGAAGAUACUAUAGAAAAAGAUAAAUGGAAGGGAAUUGAUGAAUUAGACAAGGAUACUGUAGCCAAAAAUGGAAAGAAGUACGAAUUAGAUGAUAUUAAAAAUGAAAUAAUUAGUCCAAAAGAAGAAGAUAAAGAGAAAUAUGAUAACACAAAAGUUAAAGAAACAAGUAUUGAAAUUAAAACUCCACAAGAUGAGAAAUUGAAAACAGAAACUUUGAAAGACAAAGGAUUCGAAAUCAAUAUUCCAAAAAUUGAAGUGGAAGAUGUUAAGAAAGAUGAUAAUAAACUUCUAAUAGAUAAACCACAAUGGACAGAUAUUAACGCUGAUAAUUUGAAAACCGCCAAGAUUGAAGAUACUCUAGAAAAUGAUAAAUGGAAGAAAAAUGAUGAAUUAAAAAAGAAUGUUGAAGUUGACAAUGGAAAGGAACACGAAUUAAACGAUAUAAAAAAUGAAAAGGGAGAAAAUAAAGAGAAAUUUGAUAAUUCAAAAGUGAAAGAAACAAGUAUUGCAAUUAAAACUCCACAAGAUCAGAAAUUUGGAACAGAAAAUUUGAAAAACAAAAAACUUGAUAUUGUUCAUUCAAGAAUUGAUAAAUUUGGUGAUAUUAAUGUGGAUAAUAUCAAAUUUCAAAAAGGAAAAUGGACUGAUUAUAAUGUAGAUAACUUGAAUUGGAAAGAAAGUAAUUCUUUAGAGAAAUAUGAAUGGAAGGAAUUGAUAAAUCGAAUUGAUGAAUUGAUAAGAGAUAUUGAAGUCUAUAAUGCAAAAAAAUACAAUUUAAAUAAUAUAAAUGAUAAAAAGAUUGGUACACUGAAUAGAAGCAAAGAGAAAUAUGACAUUUCAAAUAUAAAAGAUACAAGUAUUGAAACUAAAAUUCCAAAGGAACAGAAAAUUCCUAUAAAACGUUUGGAAGAGGAUAAAUACAAAAUCAUUAAUCCAGAAAUUGUUAAACUCGGGGAUAUUAAGAUAGACGAUAACAAAUUUCAAGUAGGAAAAUGGACGGAUUAUAAUAUAGAUAAUUUGAAACUCAAAGAAAAUAAUAAUAAAGAAAUUUUAGAAGAAAAUAAAUGGAAGAGAUUUAAUGAUUUAAGAAAAAAGAAUACUGAAAUCGAGAAUAAGAAGAAAAACAAAUCAAAUGAUAUAAGAGAUGAGAAGAUUAGUACAACAAAUAAAGAUAUAGAGAGAUAUGAUAGUAAAAACUCGAAAGUAAAAGAAACAGAUGUUGAAGCUAAAACUCCACAUGAAAAGAAACUUGAUAGAGAAGAAUAUGUGAAAGAAAAUAAAUUAAAAGCUGACGAUGUAUUCAGACCUAAAUUAAAAAAUGUAGUGGAAAAAGAGUCUAAAAUGAAAGAUAAUAAUGGAAAAGAAUAUAUAUCAAAUACCGAUAACGAAAAAUUGGAAGAUGAAAAUACUUCAGAAAAGGAAUUUCAAUUACAGAAGCUGAAUAAAGGAAAUAAAUUGAAGUCAAAGGAUUUGAAGGAGGAAAAAAAUGAUCGGAAAAUUUCAGUGGAGGAAGAUUUGGAGACUAAGAAGUCAAAAAUAGAGGACACAAAGAAAGACAAAUUUAGUUUGCAGAAUAAGAUUGGUAAAGUAAUUCAGGAGAAUGACAAAUUUAAAGCAGAGGAUUUGAAAGUAAAGGAAAUUGGAUUAAAAAAUUCAAGAGAAGAAUAUAUUCUGAAAGAUAAAGAAUCUGGGUCAGUGAAUUUGAAAAAUGGUAAAAAUCAACUGUUAGUUAUUGAAAAAUUCAAGCCACAUCUUGAUAAUAAUGUGUUAUGGACUUCCAAGAAAAAUGAUAAAAAUUCUGUGCAAUCUGUUGUGAAUGAUUCAAAGAAAAAAGAUAUAAUUUCAUACAACGAUAAAAUAUCGUUAAAAGAAAGAAACGAGUCGAGUGAGAAGGAUAAAAAAAUCGAUGAUGAAUACGAGAAAGGAACAAAAAAAUAUGGAAUUAAUGAAAAUUUUGACUCAAGUGUUAAUAUUAGAAACGAUAAAAACUUAAAAAAGGAUUUCUGGAACAAAGAUACUGCAUAUAAGAAAGAAGAUUUAUACGUAACUCGUGAUAAUGCGCUUGAAAAUUCAAAUAAGAGAAACAAAUCAGGAAAACAGGAUUAUGAAGUGAUAUCUUACAAGAAGCCUUUGAACGAAAAUGAAGAACAUGAAAUAUUUGAAAAUAAAAGUAGAAAUAAUAAUGAGAAGCUUAUUUCGAACGAAGAAGAAGUAAUAUACAAAGAUGGAAAUGCUGAUAAAAUAUCUCAAUAUGAAAACAAGUUAAAAGAAGAUCUCAAGAUCGAGGAAAACGAUGAAAAUAGAAUAAAGCAAACAGGGCCAUCAUUUGUUAAAGAAGAAAUAAACGAGACAGGUAAUAUCCGUAAAAAGGGGAAUGAAAAAUUUGAUAAAGAAAUCCUUAAAAGUUCAGAAGUGGAAAAUGAUUCGUUGAAAAACGAUGAUAAAAAAGAUCUAAAAUUGGAACGAACAUUCGACAAAAAUACAUUGACGACGGAAGAAAAUAACGUAUUAAUAAGGGGAGAGGAAUUGCAAACAGUUCCUAUAUUAUCAGAGAAAACAAAAAUUGCAAAAAAAGAGGAAACAUUUGGAAACGCUGAAACGAAUAAAAAAGAUAGUGUAUUAUCAGAGAAAACAAAAUUGGAAGAUAAGAAAUCACUUAACGAGUUCGAAAUUCAUGAAGAUAAAAAUAAAGAGUUGGAAAAUAAUGACAUAGACGUUGCACGUGCAACAGAAUUUAAUAAAUUAUCGAAAUAUAAGAAUAAUGAUACGAUAAAAACGGCAAACAUUGAAAGCAAUCGAGUUUCCAAUGAUAUCGUUGUUAAUUCAAGACAAACAGAUUCCGCGGAUGAAAUUAAUAAGAAAUUGGGGAAGAAUGGAAAGGAAUCGAGUACAAUUCAAUUUGAAAAUUUAAAUCGAACAAUGGACUCGUUAGAUAUUACGAUCGCAGGAGAAGGAAAUCUUAGGAAUUCCAAAGGAAACGAGGAAUUGUCUACAGCAGCACACGUAGCGAAACUAGAUGAAAACAAAGCGCUUCGCUCAAGCGAGGAUGACACGUCUGAAGUGGAAACCAGCACGGGCAUCAAGAGUAAUUCUGACACGAGUGCAAUUGUAAAUAGAACUGCUGAUAAAGGCCAAAUCGAAAUUCGUGGCUCAAGUGUGAAUUUGAGCGAGUUAAGUGAUAUAGAUGUUCAUCCACCUGAGCACUCUGAUACGCUUGGCAAGAAAGAUAAUCCUUCUCUUGUAUCUCGUACAGUAUCUGUGGACGACAAUGAAAUUGGUGGAAAUAAGAUUCCAAGAUAUGAAGGAUCAUCGAAUGUAGAUACUCGAAAAGGAUCUGAGGAAAGUAAGAAAGAAACAGAAAGUACGAAAAAAGAAUCGGAAAAUGUGUUGCUUUUAAAUGAUUCUAAGAAAAAUGGAGAAGAAUCUAAGAAGGAAAAGAAAAUUGGGAUUCAAUCAGUGAAAGAAUCUUCUUUAAAGGCGCAAGAAACUGCGAGCAAUUUAAGCAAAGAAAGUGAUUUUGAUAACAAAUUUGAUGCUAAACCUACGGAUUCCAUCAUAGAUAUUCAAACUGAUACGAAAGAUGUUAAAAAAGCAGAUGACAAGCUUUAUACGUCGCGAGAAGAAGAAGCAAAUGCGGAAAAUACAAGAGAAAAGUAUCAUACGAAACCGAGAAUACUCGAAUCAUCGGAAUUAAAUUCAAAUAUUUUACCUAAAAUAUUAAUUGGAAACAGAAGGAAGGAGCCAGAUCUGGUGGAGAAACUUAAAACAACGUCAAAUGAUGAUGUAAACUUGAAACAAACAACCGUUUCAUCCUCUACUCGGGGAUCCAAGUUCCCUGAUAAUAAUGGUGCCUCGAGGGAACGUAAUAUAUCAUCAAAUGCAAUUAAUCAAGCAGCCGAAGAAGAAUUGGAGAAAAAGAAAAUAACGUGGCGCAACGCGGCUGUAGAUCAUCCGUCCGAAGAAAAUGAUUCUAAAAUGAUUAAUUUGUCAUUUACCAACAUAGAUAAAAAUGAAAUGAGGGAAGCGAAGAAGGGAGGAACGAGUUCCGUGAUAACCGAUGAAAAAUCGAGAACUGAUGAUACGAGAACAACAUUUUCGAACGUCGUUGACUUAAUAGAGAAAAAUUCCAAAGAGCUAGAGAAUUAUAACAACGAUCGAUCGAUUAAUAAGAUUGACAAGUAUGGAACAAACGAUUCGAGAGAUCGGUUCGAAGAAAUCGGUUCAAAGAUCGAUUCAUCCUCUUUAAGGGAUCUUAAGCAGGAGCGAGUUACGAGGAAGGAUAAAUUAAACGACUCGAAAAACGUGGAAAAAAUCGAAGAAGAAGGUGUUCGGAACGAAAGUGAAUCGAUUACGGGGGAUUUGAAUAAGAAGGAGGUGUUCAAAGAGGGAUCUGACGGAGGGAUCCAGGUGACUGAGAGUAAUGAUGUCACUGGAGAAAGUGAAGAUUCAUCAUCCGCGCCGAAGGAUGAAGUUUCAUUGUCCGAUCUAAGCGUGGAAAGUUUCGGGAAGAAUGAUAAAUUGGAAAAGAAACAGAGGGGAACGUUGGAUCUUUCGAUCAAGGACGAGGGAAAAUCGGAAGAUGAAGAUGAAAUUAUCGGAAGUAGCGGCAUGAGGGGGAGUAACAAGUACAAGACGCCAUCUACAACGCGGCAAUUAAUCGAAGAUAAUGAACUCGAGCAGUUCCUCCCAACGAGUAUUCAAACUGCUUUGAAUACCAAAACAACCAGCCAAGUUUAUCCUUCAGACGUGGAUGAAAAUCCAAUUACAUCUCGUUUACCUGAAGAUAUAACGGCAUAUGCUUUUAAUUGGGCCGAUAACGAACGAUAUAAAGAGUUACCGAAUAAGGUAGUUGCUCCGAUACCCGAGAAAAUACGAGACAAUACUCAAAUUUAUGACAGCAGUGCAUCGCGUUCACCCAAAUUAGAAACUGGGAAUAAAUUGUCUAAAUUGGGAAAACAGACGGAUGAGAAGAUUGAAAACGCAAAGGAAAAUGAUGAGAAGGGAGAAAAAAUCGAUGCGAGUAAUGUGACGAAGUUGAAAAAUGUGGAAGAAGAAAAAGUGAAGUCUAAGAAUAUUCUUAACGAAUAUAACGAUAAGAAUAAUAAAAACGUUAAUGAAAUUGGAUCACUUAAAGAAAGCAAGAUUAGUGAUAUAGAAAAUAAUAAACGAGAGGAAAAGAAAUCUUUGAAUGAAAAUGAUAAAUUGAAAGUUCAAGAGAAAAAUGAGAAUAUAGAGAUAAAUAAUAAAGAUUUAACUAAUAAUUACGAUGAAAAUCUUAAAUCUAAAAUAUUGACAGAUGUAAAUGUUGCAGAAGAUCGGGAUAAUCUGUUGAAAAAUGACAAAUUAAUCGGACAUAAAGAUAUACCUGAGAAGGAAGAGAAAAAUUCUGUAUUGAAAUUUUUAUUAAAUGAAGAAAAAAUAAAAGGAUCGGAGGAUAAGGUUAAAAAAUUACUUAUUGAUGAUAAUAAUAAUAAUGAUAAAAGAGAUGAGUCUAUAGGAACACGAAUAAAAAUUAUACCUGAAAAAUUAAACAAAAAGCAAAAUAAAGAGACGUUCAAGACAAAAUUAAAUGGAGAAUCAAAAAAUUAUGAGGAUAAAUUACUUUCUGCUAAAUAUAGAAUAGCAAAACCCAAUGAGAAUUUAGAUGAAAUAUUGGAUGAUGAAAGAGAAACGCAAAUACAGAAAACUUUAACUGAAUCUGAAAUAGCGAUAACCGAGUUACCUCUAUUAAAACAGAAUAAGGAAGAGAAUAUAAUAGAAGAGAAAGAGAAAACAAAUUUUAAAGUGGAAGAGGAACGUACGCCAAAUGAAAAUCAGCCUUAUAAAACAAUAUAUAACACAGAUAACGAAACAAUUGAAAAUCAAAAAGGGUAUAAUAUUGUUUCAAACCAGUUAAAUUCAACAGUGAGAGAUUUGAAUUUGAAGAAUAAAAAUGAGAUAUUAAAAGAACAUGAAAUUCAAGAUAAAUUCAAUUCAAAUAUUGCUCGUAAUAUAUUAAUCAAACCUUAUCAUAUAUCUACUGUUGAUAAAAAUGAUUUUACAAAUUCAGCACUGAGUGAUUCAAAUAAAAAGAUCUAUGAAUCAAAAAUAGAAGAUCAAUUGAUCAAUGAUCAAAUGAAUUUAAAGAAAACUGCUGAUUCAGACUCAUCAAUUAAAUCUACUCACAUAUCUGAUGCAAUUAAAAAUGGAUUAAUUCUAGAUAACUCUAAAAAUACCAUACAUGAAUCAAAUAUAAAGAAAGCAUUAAAUUUUAACGUAAAAGACGAUGCUUCCAAUGUUUUAAUUAAAUCUACAGAUGUACCCAACGUCGCUAAAAAUAAAUUACAUGAUGAAUACAAGAAUUCAAUUUUAAGCGAUUCAAAGAAAAUUAUACAUGGAUCAAAAGCGGAGAAUGAAUCAAAAUUUAACAUAAAAGACAAUAAUAUAUUUAAAUUGGAUAGUACAUCUGCCGCAAUUAAUAAUAAUUUAAAUAUUAAAAAUGAAAAUUCAGUCUUAAAUCAUCCAAAACAAGUGAAUUACGAGUCAAACGUAAAGGAUCAAUCAAAAUUUGAUUUGAAAAAAGACAUUAAAUCUGAUACAUCAGUUAAGUCUGCUUCAAUUAAUGAUUUAAAUACUGGAUACAACGAUUCAAAGGACUCAAAGAUACUUAUUUUGAAAUCGAAAAUACCGAAGCUUGAGUCGAAGCUUGAUUUGAAAAAAAAUAUUGGCUCUGAUACAUCGGUUAAGCCUAUUCCUAAACUUCUUGAUCAACACUGGACCAACAUACUGUUUGAUCAACCAUCACCAACGAAUAAGAUUGCUAUAAAUAAUCCCUCGAAAAUUCCUUCCAUUCCAAGCCUAGGAAACGCACAUUUCUCUUUGGACGAGAAAGAAAGAAAUCUUAAGUCGAGCGGGCUUUUAUCCCAUAUUUCUCAAAAGACGCCAUCCAACGAAAUAAGCGUAGAAAUUCCAAACGUUAAAUUCGUAAAGAAACUGCAGCCUAGUUUCUGGAAGUUAGCAAAACCGCAGACGGAAAUCGUGAAUAAGAACGAGCAGCCCAUCCUUGUAUCUUUGAGCGAGUUUAAAUCGCAUCCCGAUGAAAAAGAUUCUGACAGAUCAAUGAAAUUCUCAUCUUAUACACCGCCGAGCAAAGUUUCGGGGGUCGAAAGUAAGAAUGACGAUUUAUACACCGUUCUCAAAUCUCUUUCCCUGUUUACACAUUUUCAAGAUGAUUCAAAGGAUAAAAAAGUUCCAACCACGUACGACGACCGCGUAUCGACCAGCGAAGAUGCGCCAAAAGUUGGCAGCGUUGAAAGGACGAACGAUAAAUCUUCGAGUAUAUCUCAAGAAUCAGAUCGAGAAAAGCUGGAUGUUUAUAUAGUGAAGCAAGCUUCUGAAGGGCCAGUAAAAAUCGCGCAUAUAGAGAACACGAAACCUCUUGUUGUGACCAAUGAAGAGAUUUCAAGAAGUUCGUACGAAAAGGUGGUCGAUAUAUUGGAAAAGAAUGGAAUUAAAACCGAUAUAUCAACAGCUAAAAUUAACGCCAUUUGUCACGAGUAACAAGAGUAAAUAAGGCCAGAAGAAGAGGAAUAGAAACGAAUUGAAACGAUUACAGGGCAGGAAAUGCAAGGCAAUGAUAGCCAGUUGUCGUAUUUCAAGGGUGUGUUAGGCGCGAAUCAAUUUUGGAUCAGCAAUUUCGUGAUCACAGGUUGUGUGUGCGUUCCAAUUGAUUCAACGGGAUAAACGGGUAAAUUAUUGUCCGAUAUUUGCAUAUCGUUCUAUAAUCAUCGUAAAUUUAUAGCCACAUUGAUCUCAUAGAAGACACAAAUGUUUUCUCUAUUAAAAAAAAAAAAAUUGAUUUAUUUUAAAUUCAACCAAUUUUCAUCUCAAACAUAUUUACGA